This is a messenger RNA of Dicrocoelium dendriticum, 1241 nucleotides long. NCBI's taxonomy places the organism in Eukaryota, Metazoa, Platyhelminthes, Trematoda, Plagiorchiida, Dicrocoeliidae. The record is from the annotation of a GenBank genome assembly.
AUGGCGGCUUUAGGAAGCAGGAAUGAGAAGUUCGCCUCUAUCUUUAGAAGAGUAGAGAGUUUGCUGAAUAAGGGUGCAAUGUCACCUGAUGAACGGCCUCUCUGGUACGAUGUGUACAAGGCUUUUCCGCCGAAAGUUGAACCUGUUUACAAUCGACCAUUACCCUCUGGUCCUGUUAGAGAAAUUUUGUAUCAUGAAGACCAACAUCGAGCCGAGGCUCUUCGACGUUACCACAGAUUAGACGGGCUGAACCUCUUCAAAGUAGUCGACGAUCGUUCAACUCUUGCAAGGUUUGCUUGUAUGGUUUGUAACAAUCAUUUUUCAAGAGUACUUGCCAAAUGCAAUGAACUGAAGAAAAAACGGCCAGAACUGGAUAAGGAGCAGUUUUGGGCGACCGUUGAGAGCGAGCUCCAGAGUGAAGGAGCUCGUUUUCCUAGGCACUGCUUCAGGCUACCCCUCUCCGCACCGAGCAGCUUCUGGUUUAGUGGCGAAUCAGUGGAGGUCGAUGGACGACUGGUCGUCCCGGAGCAAGUGCUCAAGCCCCCAGUACGAGGCCAGCAGAUUGCGAUUAUGGGUGACUCCUGUGAUUCCAGUUCACUCUGCCGGCUGAUGGCUAGCCUUUGCAAAGAAGGCAAAAUUUCCGACAACGUCUUGGACGUAUUGGUACACGAAGCAACUCUGGGUCAAAAUAUGGCCGAAGAUGCGCGGAAGAAGGGCCACUCCACCCCAACUGACGUGACUCGUCUCGCCGCUUGUUUAAACGUUCGACUCCUCAUUCUGACACACUUCAGCCAAAGAUACGCUGCCAUCGACCACACGAAGGGGUCCCAACCACAGUCCGACUUCGGCGACGAACCGGUGGGAUCGAAAAAGCCAACAGGAUCAAAAGCGAAGGAAAAGCCAAGUUUGCAGGAGUUACUUGACGAAGCCAAAGGUGUUCCAUUCGAUGGAGAGAUCAUUUUAGCGGACGACCUUGCACUUGUACAGGUCCCUCCUGUCCCGCACGAAUAAGUCCCACCGGGGUGCACUGAAAACCACGUCGAACUCUGGUUGUUCAUAUCACCACAUUCGCUCUUUCCCUGAUGACUUGAAGACACCAGUUGUUUUACAAACAUCUCUUUCUUAGCUGGCUGCAUUUAUUGAUUGCACCUUGACAUAUCGACUUCACUAACACGCUCCGGCGAUUGUUUAACGGAGUCGUUAGCCUGUUCGCCAGACAACAAAAUUUUGAUACAUAUUUG